UCAUGGCGAGAAAUCAUAAGUUUCGUAUUGAUUCGGGUUACAUGGAAGAACUGAGGUUCCGUUCUCAUCCGUUCGGAACGUCCGUCGAAGGAUUCAACUCACUCAGCCGUAACCACCGUGAUCAUCCGUACGUUUCCGACGUUGUGGUGGAUACACUCUCUGACCAGUUCUCGUCGCUCUCUCUUCUCCCUCCUCCUAAACCCAGACGUGUUCCUACUUUACCGUCAUCUCUCCAGUGUUUGAGGUCUAAUGGUCCAAAAGCUGAUCUGAGAUUGUACGGAGAAAGGUCCAUGCUUGAAUCGUUUUAUGAACUUCAUCUUUCAAGGAUCCGCAACCGCAAGAAUGAGUCACAGCAAGAUAGAGCAAAGGUUUUACAGAAACAAGAGGCACGGUUGCACAGUAGAGGUUUGGUUCAUCGAAACUGCAACGUUUUGAGGGAAUCUGUAGGAACCGGCGUUUUCCACCCUCUUCACCGUCCAACUACUACUAGUACUCAGACUUUUAACUCCCUGAAGAAGCCUACCAAAGCAGAACAAAGGAAACGGAAUCAAAGUGAUAAGAAUGAGUUCUUGACCAAAGCAAGGAGAGGAGUAAUGACUACUGCGAGUACAAGGCAGGAGGAGCAACAGAAGGAUGAGUGCCAUUAUCAUUUGCCUCCAGACAUGGAUUUCUCCAAGGACUGGACUUUUUGAUGGGACAAGUUCGAGUAGUUACUAAUAAGCCUUAAUAAGUAAUAAUUAGGAGGUCUUUUGGGUAUUAA
Molecule: messenger RNA, 760 nt
Organism: Camelina sativa (false flax)
Lineage: Eukaryota; Viridiplantae; Streptophyta; Magnoliopsida; Brassicales; Brassicaceae
Source: RefSeq, a predicted model, not a curated record